UCUCAUACCACAAACCCUAACUUGAAGAUUCAAGAACAGGGUCUCAAUAUUUCACUGAGAAAUUCAAUUUUCGCCGGAAAUUCUUCAUCUUUAAACGCAAUGUGGGUCAGAGACCGGAGCUUUCAACGCGCCGGGUUCUUCACGCCGCCGCCGCGGAAGUCAGGGCCGGCGAACCCUCCUCCGAUGUCGGAGAGGAAGAGAGUGUCGCCAAGGUGUGAUCUUUUUCACGUUGCGCAUAAAGUCCCCGCCGGCGACUCGCCGUACGUCAGAGCCAAGCAAGUUCAGUUGAUAGACAAGAAUCCCAGCAAGGCCAUAUCCCUCUUUUGGGCUGCAAUAAAUGCCGGAGAUCGAGUUGAUAGUGCAUUGAAAGACAUGGCAGUGGUCAUGAAACAAUUGGAUCGAGCUGAGGAGGCGAUUGAGGCCAUUAAAUCCUUUCGGCAUCUCUGCCCCUAUGACUCCCAGGAGUCUCUUAACAAUGUGCUAAUCGAACUGUACAAGAGGGCAGGAAGGAUUGAAGAAGAGAUUGAAAUGCUUCAGUCCAAACUGAAACGUAUGGACGAAGGCACAGCCUUUAAUGCAAAGUGGACAAAGACUGCGAGAGCUCAAGGGAAAAAGGUUCAAAUCACUGUUGAACAGGAGAGAGCAAGGGUACUUGGGAACUUGGCAUGGGCUUACAUGCAGCAAGGCAAUUACACUACUGCCGAAGAACAUUACAAGAAUGCUCUGGCACUGGAGCCAGAUAAGAACAAGCAGUGCAACUUAGCAGUCUGCUUGAUGUGCAUGAACAGAAUAACAGAAGCAAGACAUCUGCUUCAAGCUGUAAGAAACUCAUCUGGAAAUAAACCAAUGGAUGAAUCUUAUGCCAAGUCCUUUGAACGUGCCUUUGAAAUGUUGACUGAACUAGAGCAGCAGUCAGUAUUAAAAACAAUUCAACCGAACGAGAAUUACUGCACUGGAAUUUCAAGAACCCCCAAUCAUUAUGUUUCUCGUUAUAUGCCUAUGCCUCCCAGAAGGUGGACAGAUGGACCUGAAUGUGCAAAUGUGUUAGCUAAUGAACAGCAUAGAGGAUCAUUGAGACCUGGAAGCUGUGCAAAGUCUUUUGAUAAAUGGAAGAAAGAUCAUGGUGUCGAAAAUGCAGGUGAUAGCAAUCCUAAUUUUUCCAGCAAUAUGAAGGAGAAUCGGGGUGGUAUGGGUGGAACAGAAGUGAAUCCACAUGAAAACGCAUAUGUUUCUCCGGUUAUAUAUACACAGCCAAGAAGGCCUUGCGGAUUUCAUGAUGGACAUCAGAGAAGGGAGAUAUGGGGAAAUGGUGUUGGCAGAAAUGUUCGAGCACAUGUUGUUAGAAAUCUGAACGCAGACUUGCGUGGUAACAUAAGAAGAGUUUCUUCGGAUAAUGAUGGUAUAAAGAAAUCUGCAGCAGGAUCACAAGUGGUUGAUGAAAAUGGAAAAGCACUGCUGCUUUCUAUUGAUGAAGGUGAGAGUCAGAGUUCUGACACAACAGUUUUAGAAAGCAUGAAAAAUAUGAAUGCUUCAGUGGAAGAUGAUUGCUUGGGACACAACAGUUCUAGUACAGUAGAAAAUGUCCAUCAGUCCCCUGCAGAAAAUGAAAAGGCAACACAUCAUCAGUCCGCAGCAGAAACCCCCCAUCAGUCCCCAAUAGAAACUGAAAAGCCAACCCCUGAUUUUUGGAAGUACAGUGGUAAGAAAAGCUGGGCAGAUAUGGUGGAAGAAGAAGAAGAACUGCGUAGUGGAAGAAAAACAGGGUAUUUUGAUAAUGGAGACGAGUCCGAUGAUGAAAAUAGGAAUCCUAACAUCAUGACUCCUCAGAGUCUGCAGUUUCAAACUCAAGUGAAGGAUAUGAGUAAAAAGGCUGAAUCAGUUGAUGUAAAAGGUGUUACAUCUGGAAAUGCUAGCUCACCAAGGAAGCCUACCACAAGCCGCUCUUUGGUUUUUGAUAAGCAACAGGAGUCAGAAUCAGUAGAUUACUUCAGUACAUCACCUAUUGCAAAGGAGGCUUUAAAUGGAAAGAGUUCUAUUUACAGCAAUAAUUUGAAGCUGAAGAGAAGAAACAGGCUGCAGAGUUUCCAGGAUAUAACCAAUUGAUGAUCACAGAACUUGGGGGAUAUCUCAUCUCUCUAUAUUGAUUCUUUUCUGUAAAUUUUUACUAUCUCAUUUGUCAGUGCCUCACUGCCUCAGUGGUGCUUC
Argentina anserina (silverweed cinquefoil) is the source of this 2205-nucleotide messenger RNA. RefSeq lists its product as uncharacterized. The transcript has 5 exons. Gene Ontology annotation, molecular function: protein binding. Lineage: Eukaryota; Viridiplantae; Streptophyta; Magnoliopsida; Rosales; Rosaceae. The record is from RefSeq and is a predicted model, not a curated record. Bases 100 to 2103 code for a protein of 667 amino acids.